AUGGACCUGUUUGACCUGAAGUUCCAAGGUCCUCUGUUUAGUUGGAGUAAUCACCAACCUGCGGGCCCUAUAGCGAAGAAGCUAGAUCGUGUGCUUGUCAAUAACCAUUGGUUAACAAUAUUUCCUGAUAGCAUCGCUACUUUCCUCGCUCCUCUACCCUCUGAUCACUCACCCAACUUAGUAGACCUUGCAUACCAACUCCCUAAGGCUGGAACCAGACCCUUCAAGUUUUUCAACUACCUAACCAGACACCCAAACUUUCACCAGUUGGUACAGGCUCUGAAUAAUCCUUCACUAAACACUUUUCAGAUUGAGAGAGAUCUGCACGUCCAAUGGAGCUUCGUGAAGGGAAUUGAAGAAAGUUAUUUCAUACAGAAAUCUCGAGUUGAUUGGUUAAAGGAGGGUGACCUUAAUACCUCUUAUUUAAAGAAAAUAUGCCAAGUGCGUGCAAGCUAUAAUACUAUCCGAUCCUUUCUCCUAGACUCGGGAGACUUGCUAGUUGAUCCAAUGGAGAUGAGUGAACUAGCAAUUGCUCAUUUCAAAUCCAUCUUAGCACCUGAUCGGUUGUCUAUCCGUGUUGUUUGGUCUUCCCAAGAGUGGUUCACGUCACUUAAUCCUUUCAGCUGUUCCCAAACUUAG
Camelina sativa (false flax) is the source of this 639-nucleotide messenger RNA. RefSeq lists its product as uncharacterized. The record is from RefSeq and is a predicted model, not a curated record. NCBI's taxonomy places the organism in Eukaryota, Viridiplantae, Streptophyta, Magnoliopsida, Brassicales, Brassicaceae. Gene Ontology annotation, molecular function: catalytic activity.